Messenger RNA from Diplodia corticola, 1191 nucleotides. RefSeq lists its product as uncharacterized. NCBI's taxonomy places the organism in Eukaryota, Fungi, Ascomycota, Dothideomycetes, Botryosphaeriales, Botryosphaeriaceae. The record is from RefSeq and is a predicted model, not a curated record. Bases 1 to 1191 code for a protein of 396 amino acids. The transcript has a single exon.
AUGGCUUCAAAACCGUCAGUCAACCGGAACUCCAGCCAGCGCCUCCCGGCGCCCUCUCUCUUCAUCGGCCCACCCUCGCGGAAUGCCUCCGACACCUCCAUCAUCCCGCCCUCCUCGGCGGCCGGCGCACGCGGCAAUCCCCUAUCGCGGCAGCGCUCUCAGCGCAUCGAAGCGUCCACCGACGGCAACGGCAACAGCACCGCUCCCAUCAAUCCCAGCGGCGGCGGCGGCGGCGGCAGCAGCAGCGCAGUAACCCCCGGCGUAUCCUGGAAAGAUACCCCACCACUGCAAUUCCCGCCCCUCCACAAAACCAGCACCAACGCUUCCAUCGGCGCCGCGGCGGCGGCGACGGCGGCCGCGGCGGACCACCACCAGCACCAGCACCACCACGCCCCGGCCCACCACCAAGGCCAACAGCCCGACCAGCCCAGCACCGACGCCAUCUGGGCGGAGAUGCAAAACACGCUCGAGGAGGUCGAGCUGAGCGCGACGACGGGCACCAACGUGUUCCAGCCGGGCCACUCGCAGGCGCUGGACGAGCUGCGCACGGCGCAGAUCGCCCUGGCGCAGGCGUGGGCGCGCUCCGAGGCGGCCGCCGACGAGGAGGCGGGGGCCGACGGCCAGCAGCAGCAGCAGCAGCGCGCGACGGCGACGCCGACGCCGAGCGACGCCAUCCGCGGCGCCAACGACCCGCUGCUGGGACACGGCGUGGGCGGCGGCGGGGGGAAGAACGGCAGCAACGUCAAGCCGCUGAGCGCCGCGAACGUCCUGCAGAUGGAUCGCGAGCAGAAGAUGGCGGCGGGUGGCGGCGGCGGUGGCGGCGCCGGCGCCGCCAGCAGCAGCGUGGGCCCUGCGGCUGCGGUCGCCGCGGCGUUGGGGGCGGGUGGUGCGGCGGGUGGUGGGGUUGCUGGGGGGGUUGCUGGGGUGGCUGCUGCGGCCGCGAGGCCGAGGAGCGGGACCGAGACGAGCAUGAAGAGCCAGCUGGAGCGCGACACGGAGAACGACAUCCAGCUGGCGCGGAAGCGGCGGGAGGCGAACGAUCGGUACUUCCAGCGGGUGAACGCCGGGGUGCUGGAUGUGGUGGCCAAGCUGGAGGAGGUGGCCAAGGCGAUGAAGGGCGUUGAGAUGGAAAGCAAGGAGAUUUGGGGCGAUGCGGAAAGCAUCGAUACGGCCAGUGUUGUGAGCAAAUGA